UUUAAAUUGAUUGACCCUAGAUGUACGUAGAUAAUAUACGGCAUCCUGUUUCUCACUUACGUAAAACAUGCAGCAUUUCAUGGAGGGUCAUGCCAAAAGUGGUCCAAUAUCUCGGUUGCCUCUCAUUACCAUCUCAGAUUCUAGCCAUCUUCUGCGAGAUGUCCCUGUUUGUCUGCCUUUUCAUUUGGAGCUGAAUUUCUUUAAUAAGGAGAACCGUGUCCUUCAUUAUCCUCUUAGAGCAUUUUAUUUGGAUGGCUUCAACCUGAUGGCAUAUAAUUUAUCUUCAGGAGCAGAUAAUCUUUACAAGAAACUUUACUCAACGAUUCCAGGAAAUGUUGAAUGCCUUCCUAAGAACAUGCUUUACAGUUCAAAGCAGCACUUGUUUUUAGUUGUUUUUGAACUAAGUGCUCCAAACGGUGUUGUGCAUGAAGUUGUUCUUUAUUGGGAACAAACAGAUCUACAAUCAGUUAACAGUAGAGGAAGCUCAGUGAAAGGGCGAGAUGCAGCAUUUUUGGGUCCUAAUGAGAACCAUUAUGCUAUUCUUGAGGAAGAUAAAAGUGGCCUUAUUCUUUAUACUUUAUCUCUACCUGAGAUGGCAUCUAAGGAAGUUACUGAAAAAAGUGGAGCCCUUGAUGAGAACACAUUUGCUCACAAAAGAUCUGGAUCAAGCUAUGGUCGUCUUCAGUUUGUUUUUGAAUCAGAAGUAGACCGCAUAUUUUCUACUCCAUUAGAAUCGACCAUUUUAUAUGCUAUACGUGGAAAUCACAUUGGGAUGGCCAAACUUCUUCAGGGAUAUCGUCUAUCAACUGAUGAUGGGCAGUUUAUUUCAACAAAAACUGAGGGGAAAAAGUUUAUCAAGUUGAAGCCAAAUGAGACUGUUCUUCAGGUACUUGUUUUUAUUACUUACUCUUCUGUGCAUUCAGAUUCUGCAUUUACUUAUGGGAUUGGGGGGUGGAAACAGAUUAGUUCAAUGUCGUACCUCUAAUUAUGCCAGUCAUUGUAUGCAGUCUAUUUGGCCUUAUUCUUUAGGUUUUCUUUCUGCUAUGUUGGUACUUGUUCUACAUGUUUUUUGGGAGUAAAAUGAGCAAAUUAGUUAUACAAGAUGGAGAGCAUCCAACCUCUGCUCUUGCUAGUUAAGAGAUAGCUGAUGUAUGGGACAAGAAUUUGAAUCAGUGCAGCUUGAAGAUUUGCCUCGAAA
This is a messenger RNA of Ananas comosus (pineapple), 1198 nucleotides long. RefSeq lists its product as uncharacterized. NCBI's taxonomy places the organism in Eukaryota, Viridiplantae, Streptophyta, Magnoliopsida, Poales, Bromeliaceae. The coding region runs from base 68 to 985 and encodes 305 amino acids. The transcript is spliced from 5 exons. The record is from RefSeq and is a predicted model, not a curated record.